UGUGGUGACGUCACGACACCUUCAGGAAAAAGACACGGUGGAAUCCAUGAUCACCUCAGGCUGAUGAAUGUCUCUAGUUUGGGUGAAAUGAAACAAGAAUCAAGCCAGUGAGGACUGAAUUCGCACUUUAAACUUUGUGUCCUUUGUAGACUUGCAUGUUGCGUUCCUGUGAGCACAAACACGAUGUCUGCCUCCGCUGUAUUCAUCCUGGAUCUGAAGGGGAAGGUGUUGAUAUGUCGGAACUACAAAGGCGAUGUGGACAUGGCAGAGAUCGACCACUUCUUGCCUUUGCUCAUGCAGCAUGAAGAGGAAGGGCUUCUCUGCCCUGUGCUGUCACAUGGCAGCGUUCACUUCAUGUGGAUCAAAUACAGCAACCUGUACCUGGUGGCCACGACCAACAAGAACUCCAAUGCCUCCCUUGUGUAUUCGUUCCUAUACAAACUAGUCGAGGUGUUCACAGAGUACUUCAAAGAGUUGGAGGAGGAGAGCAUUCAGGACAAUUUUGUGGUUGUCUACGAGCUGCUGGAUGAGCUGAUGGACUUUGGAUUCCCUCAGACUACCGACAGCAAGAUCUUACAGGAAUACAUCACUCAGGAAGGUGCCAAGCUUGAGGUGGCAAAGUCCAAGGUGCCCACCACGGUCACCAACGCAGUCUCCUGGAGGUCAGAGGGGAUCAAAUACAAGAAGAAUGAGGUCUUUAUUGAUGUGAUCGAGUCCAUCAAUGUACUGGUGAACGCCAAUGGCAGUGUGAUGAGCAGUGACAUCGUGGGCAGCAUCAAGCUGAAAACCAUGCUCUCUGGGAUGCCUGAACUGCGGCUGGGCCUCAACGAUCGAGUGCUUUUCGCUCUAACUGGACGUGACAAGGGAAAGACAGUGACUAUGGAGGAUGUGAAGUUCCACCAGUGCGUCCGUCUCUCACGCUUCGAGAGUGAUCGAACAAUCUCCUUCAUUCCUCCAGACGGCGAGUCUGAACUCAUGUCCUACCGCAUCAACACCCAUGUAAAACCUCUGAUAUGGAUUGAAUCAAUCAUAGAGAAGUUCUCUCAUAGUAGAGUGGAAAUCAUGGUUAAGGCAAAGGGGCAAUUUAAAAAACAGUCUGUGGCAAAUAAUGUGGAGGUGAGAGUCCCUGUCCCCAGUGAUGCAGACUCGCCCAAGUUCAAAACCAGCACUGGCAAUGCCAAGUAUGUGCCUGAGAAGAACCUGGUGGUGUGGACCAUCAAGUCUUUCCCUGGAGGUAAAGAGUUUCUAAUGAGAGCUCAUUUUGGUCUGCCCAGUGUGGAGAAUGAUGAGGCUGAGGGAAAACCUCCCAUUACUGUCAAAUUUGAAAUCCCAUACUUCACAGUCUCAGGAAUACAGGUGCGAUAUAUGAAGAUCAUUGAAAAAAGUGGUUACCAGGCUUUACCAUGGGUCCGAUAUAUUACACAGAGUGGAGACUACCAGCUGAGGACCAAUGUGUAACGCUUGAGGAAAUACUGUAUAUUCUUCACUUCCAGCACCUCUGGAGGAGCAGCAAUGAUCACUUUAACUUGACUGAGAGAAUGUCUUUAGAUUUCACCUGCUUUAUUUAAUGUCAGUGAUCUUGUUUUAUCAGCUCUGUGUGCAGCUUGAUUUUAAUGUUUCUGUUCUGAGACCACUGCAAAUUAUUUAAAUGAUUAAUGAAAUGAUUCCCUUAAUAUAAUCUGUCAAUAAUAGCCUUUGUAUUAUUGUGA
Messenger RNA from Scatophagus argus, 1709 nucleotides. It is a transcript of the gene ap1m2, whose product is annotated as adaptor related protein complex 1 subunit mu 2. The transcript is spliced from 12 exons. Gene Ontology annotation, cellular component: clathrin adaptor complex; clathrin-coated vesicle. Gene Ontology annotation, biological process: intracellular protein transport; vesicle-mediated transport. The record is from RefSeq and is a predicted model, not a curated record. The coding region runs from base 184 to 1458 and encodes 424 amino acids. Gene Ontology annotation, molecular function: clathrin-cargo adaptor activity. NCBI's taxonomy places the organism in Eukaryota, Metazoa, Chordata, Actinopteri, Scatophagidae.